UAAUUUUCAGGCAAUAUCUACUUUCUCUUUCUUCCUUCUCUCCUCUCCUAGUCUCCUCUCUCCUGUGUAGCUUCGCAGCUCGACCCCGAUGAAACCAUUAUUUCUCCCGACGAAAUAAGCAACGGCGAGAGGGAGAUGACGAUGGAUCCAUCGUUCUUGCUGAUGCUAUCGAACCUCCUCCACCUCCACAACCACCUAGACCCAACUUCCUCUCUCCUAUCGGAUUCCCAUGGUCCAUCCACCACCGCCGGCAUCUCUCCGACUGCUACCCUCUCCUCCACUUCUGCUGCUCCUCUCCUCUUCUUCACCAUCGCCUCCGUCCUCUCUUAUGCUGCCUCUCUCCGAUCCUCCUCUUCUGCUGCCAACGACCAGAACAAGAACUCUAAUAGCAAUGACCCCACCGAUUACAGCGUCUCUGCCUUCCGAGCCCUUUCCACCGAGCACAUUUGGACCAUGGAAGCUCCUGUGCGAGAUGCCCAGUGGCGAUCCUCUUACGGACUUUCAUACCCUGUCUUCACCACCGUCGUCGAUAAGCUAAAACCCUACAUCGCUCAAUCCAACCUUUCCCUCCCCACAGAUUACGCUGUCGCCAUGGUCCUCUCCCGUCUCGCCCACGGUUACUCUGCCAAAACCAUAGCCUCCCGAUACUCCCUCGACCCGUACCUGGUCUCCAAGAUCACCAAUACGGUCACCCGUCUCCUGGCCACCAAACUCUACCCGGAAUUCAUCAAGAUCCCCGUCAGCCGCCGUCGCCUCCACGAGACCACCCAGGCCUUCGAGGAACUUACCUCCCUACCCAACAUGUGUGGCGCCAUCGACGGUAGUCCUGUCAAGCUCCAUCGUCUCCCUCCCGAUCAGGAGCUCCUCAAUCACCCGUCCGCCUAUAGAUGCCGCUAUGGGUUCCCCGCCGUCCUCCUUCAGGUUGUGGCCGACCAUAAGAAGAUCUUCUGGGACGUUUGUGUCAAGGCCCCCGGCGGCACCGAUGAUGCCACUCACUUUAGAGACAGCCUAUUGUACAAUCGUCUUACCUCGGCUGAUAUCAUCUGGGAUAAGGUGAUCAAUGUUCGCGGCCACCACGUCCGCCCGUACAUUGUCGGCGACUGGUGCUAUCCAUUGCUGUCAUUCCUACUCACGCCUUUCUCUUGGAAUGGCACUGGAACGCCGGCUCAGAUUUCCUUCGACGCUGCCCUAAUGAGGGGACGGUCCGUUGUCGUGGAUGCCAUUGGGUUGCUCAAGGGGAGGUGGCGAAUUCUGCAGGAUUUGAAUGUCGGGCUUAACCAUGCACCUCAAACUAUUGUUGCUUGCUGCGUUUUGCACAAUCUAUGUCAGAUUGCAAGGGAGCCUGAGCCCCCAAUUUGGAAGGAACCGGAGGAGACCGGGCCUCCUGCAAGGGCGUUGGAGAAUGAGAAGUCAUUUUAUUAUUUUGGAGAAAGCUUGAGGCAGGCAAUGGCAGAUGAUCUACACCAACGGCUUCCAUCGAGGUAAGGCGUUCCAGAUGUUUCCAUCUUUGAAUGGAAGGAUUAUACUGCUGCGACCCUUCUCCUUAACAAUGUAUUUUCCUUCUAGUUUUAGGCCAUUGUUAGAUGAUAACUGUGUUCUUUUUUUAUUAUUUUUUCUUUUAUUUCCAACUUGUAUCUACACUAGAAACGUAGCUUUUUGGGCCAGUCCUAUUGUAAUGGAUCUUUUCUGUACUUGUCCUAUUGGGGCAAACUAAGGUAGGAAGGAGAAAAUGGAAAGGUGAGAAAAAUCAAACUCUGUUGAUUGAAUUGACCAUCAUUACCCAUACAACCUUAGCUAGAGAGACUUCAUUACUCAUACAAUAGUGGAGUUCUUUCGAUCUUGUAUUGAUA
Messenger RNA from Nelumbo nucifera (sacred lotus), 1850 nucleotides. RefSeq names its product PIF / Ping-Pong family of plant transposase. The record is from RefSeq and is a predicted model, not a curated record. Lineage: Eukaryota; Viridiplantae; Streptophyta; Magnoliopsida; Proteales; Nelumbonaceae.